Molecule: messenger RNA, 4303 nt
Organism: Eublepharis macularius
Lineage: Eukaryota; Metazoa; Chordata; Lepidosauria; Squamata; Eublepharidae
Product: zinc finger protein 345-like
Exons: 5
Coding region: 145-2787 (880 amino acids)
Source: RefSeq, a predicted model, not a curated record
CUGGAGGUUUGCUUGGAGGAGAGCGGCAGGACUGAGGCUGGAGCCGGACUGGGGCAUGCCUGGAAAGAAAGAAUCUGAGUCUUGAACACUGUAAUUCAUUUCUACAGUUUGUUGUGGAAAAAUAUCACAGAGCAAUUCCCCAAUAUGAAAACAGAAUGGCAAGAUAUGAAAAUAGGGGAGGGACCAGCAGGGAGGGGAAUGGCUGCUCAUGACCUCCAGGCUGGGAGUAUCAGAGGAUUCCUUCGGAGGAGGCCAAGAGAUCAUCCAGCAGCAGAGGGUUCCCUUUCCCUGGCACAGUGGGAAGCCCAGUGGCAGGAGUUCCUCAGGACACUGGAAAGCCCUCACUCUGGAUGGGGAAGCCCACACUUGCCAGCAAAACCUUCACCCUGGGAUGAUGCCAAGGCCUUUCUGGCCUCCUUUGAGCAAGUGGCUGAAGCCUGUCAGUGGCCCCAGGAAGAGUGGGUGACCCGACUCCGGCCAGCCCUUAGUGGAGAAGCUGAGCAGGCCUUUAACAGUCUGGAUGUCAGAGACAGAGAGGAUUAUGGGAAGGUGAAGGCAGCCAUCUUGCGAGGGGAUGUCCUGAGCCGGGAGAAGCAACGUCAGCAGUUCAGGCGUUUCUGCUACCAGGAGGCCGAGGGGCCACGGGGGGCUUACAGCCAACUCCGGGAAAUGUGCCGUGGGUGGCUAAGAGUGGAGAAGCACAGCAAGGAGCAGAUCCUGGAGCUCUUGAUCCUGGAGCAGCUGCUGACUGUCCUGCCCCCAGAGAUCCGGAGCUGGGUGAGCGAAGGCGGCCCUGAGAGCUGCUCCCAGGCAGUGGCCCUGGCUGAAGAGUUCCUCUUACGGCAGGAGACGCAGGUUCUCUUGGAGGAGGCAUCUGGGAGGGUCUCUGAGGCAGGCCAGGAUCCGUGUGAGGCUGAGCAGGGGCAGCUCACGAGGGGCCUCAAGGAAGAGGAGGAUGGAGAAGCCAGCCCGCUAGCAGGAGCCGUAGAGGAGACGAUUGAGGAAUUUCAAGGAUUCUCAUUGAAUAAAGGCAAGAACGAAGAGUCUAAAGGAAACUUCGGGAUUCUAACUCAGCCACCAAGGCAGGAGGAAAGCCAUGCGGAGAAGAUGAGGAAUAAGCCCGUUCCUUGCCAAGCAGGGGAAUUCCAUGAAAUCCCAGUCCGAGCAGAAAGAUCACCCCAAAAAAGAAGGAAGGAAGGGCAUGAAAAUGCAAGUAUGGCGUCUGGAACAACCUUCAUUCAGAGCAUGAAUGUUAUUUCCCAUCUAGAUGUUCCCUCAAGAGAGAAACCAUAUAGUUGCUUGGAGUGUGGAAAAGGCUUCAGUCGGAGAGCAGUCCUUGUUUCACAUCAGAGGAUUCACUCAGCAGGGGACAGUCAGGAGAAUGAGGACGACGAGGAUUGGCUUGAGUCAUCCCAAGAUAAAGCAAAGGAUGAAGAGCUGGAAGGAAACUUCAGGAAUCGAGAUGGACCCAAGAGGCCAGAGGGAAGCCACACAGUGGAGAAGAGGGAUAAACACAUUCCUUGCCAAAGAGAGGAUUUCUCUGAAGCAAUUCCCAUGCUGGAGGAAAAAUCCAAGUGCUUGAAGAGUGGAAUGAACUUCUCAGAUCAAUCUCAGUAUAAUAUUCAUUCCCAAAAGCACAAUGGGAAGAAGACCCAUAAAUGCUUGGAGUGCGGGAAGUGCUUCGAGUACACAUCACAUCUCAUCAGUCACCAAAGAAUUCACACAGGGGAGAGACCAUUUGAGUGCUCAGAUUGUGGAAAGAAAUUCAUCUCUAAUAGAUAUCUUCUGCAGCAUCUAAGAAGCCACACAGGGGAGAAACCUUCUGAGUGCUCUGAAUGUGGAAAGAAAUUCUUCUGUAAUGAAGCUCUUCUGCGGCAUCUAAGAAGGCACAGAGGGGAGAAACCUUUUGAGUGCUCUGAUUGUGGAAAGAAAUUCAACCGCAGUGGACAUCUUCAGCAACAUCAAAGAAUCCACACAGGUGUGAAACCUUUUGAGUGCUCAGAUUGUGGAAAGAAAUUCAACUGCAGUGGACAUCUUCAGCAACAUCAAAGAAUCCACACAGGGGUGAAACCUUUUGAGUGCUCAGAUUGUGGAAAGAAAUUCAACUGCAAUGGACAUCUUCAGCAACAUCAAAGAAUCCACACAGGGGUGAAACCUUUUGAGUGCUCUGAUUGUGGAAAGAAAUUCAACCGCAGUGGAAAUCUUCAGCAACAUCAAAGAAUCCACACAGGGGUGAAACCUUUUGAGUGCUCAGAUUGUGGAAAGAAAUUCAACUGCAGUAGAAAUCUUCAGCAACAUCAAAGAAUCCACACAGGGGUGAAACGUUUUCAGUGCUCAGAUUGUGGAAAGAAAUUCUUCUGUAAUAGUUAUCUUCUGCAGCAUCUAAGAACCCACGCAGGGGAGAAACCUUUUGAGUGCUCUGCAUGUGGAAAGAAAUUCUUCUAUAAUGGAGAUCUUCUGCGGCAUCUAAGAAGGCACACAGGGGAGAAACCUUUUGAGUGCUCAGAUUGUGGAAAGAAAUUCAACCGCAGUGGACAUCUUCAGCGACAUCAAAGAAUCCACACAGGGGUGAAACCUUUUGAGUGCUCUGAUUGUGGAAAGAAAUUCAACCGCAGUGGAAAUCUUCAGCAACAUCAAAGAAUCCACACAGGGGUGAAACCUUUUGAGUGCUCAGCAUGUGGAAAGAGCUUCAAUCGCAAAAUCCACCUUCAUCGACAUCAGAGAAUCCAUAUGAGGAGAAACCACGUCACAGCUCAGCCAGUUACAACAACUCACCUCGAACAGUGAUCUGCAGCGGCAUAAAAGAACUCACACAGGGGAGAAACCUUUUGAGUGCUCAGAUUGUGGAAAGAGAUUCAACCACAAAAGAGCUUCAAUCACAAAAUCCAACUUUAUCGACAUCAAAGAAUCCAUAUGAGGAGAAGCCACGUCACUGCUCAGCCAGUUACAAUUAGAGGUGUGCAAAUCGGGUUUUAGAUACCCGAAAAAACCCGAAACAAACCUGUUUCGGGUUGUUUCCGGUUAUCUGAAACGUUUCGGGUUUUCCAAAACGUUUCGGGUAACCCGAAACUACAAAACCUGAAACGUUUCGGAUUGUUUCGGGUUUUUUUCAGAUACCGAGAAUCGCCAUUUUGAUUUUGCUCAGGUAGGGGAGGGGCAGCAGGAGGGAGGGUGACUGUAGGAGUGUGUGGGAGGUCAUGCAAGGGAGGGGGACUUUAGGAGUCACCAAUCCCACUGCUGCUUCCUUCUGCCAGCCAAUAGAUUCAAAUCUUUGGCUGAGGCUGCAGCAGGGGAUUUAAAUUUGGGGCAAGACUGGGACAGCUCUGUUGCUCACUGACUGUUGACUGAGAGAGGAGAGAGACCGCACCUGGAGGACAUCUACCUGGAGGAUCAACUGUGCUGGACAUCCGGAGAGGAGGCCUGGUAGGAAUCCUUUUUUUAAUUUUUGUGAAUGUAUUGAUGCUGGGCCAAUGUGCUGCUGUGGCCUGCCUCUGCAAAAAGAUGUUUCAGUUUAGUCUUGGCUUGGCCUGGGGGGACAUUUUCAGAUUGGGCAAGAGGACAAUGUUUGGGGGUGGGGGGGGUUCAAUGAUGCUUGUUGUGCUUGCUAGAUUUAAUGUUUCCUUUGUUAUGCUUGAGUGUGGGCUUGAUCCAAUGUUUCCCAGGCCUAAAAAAACAGUGUGCCUGUUUCUGAUGGCCUAUACGGGCCAGAAGCUCUGCUGGGUGGCUUUGGUGCCUUUCUGCUGGCUGGCUUUCACAAUUAUGCUUCACAACAAAUAGGAUUGGUAGCUUGCUUUGCUGUUUCUGGUCCCCUUGAUCCUAUGCUUCCCUGGCUCUUAAACAAGUGUGCCAGCUUCUGGCCUACACACAGGCCUGCUGCUCUGCUGGGUGGCUCCGGUGCCUUUCUGCUGGCUGGCUCUCACAAUUUUAUCAAUUGUGUAUUAAUUUAUUAAUUAUGCCUCACAAACAGGAUUGGUAGCUUGCUCUACUGUUUCUGGUCCCCUUGAUCCAAUGCUUCCCCGGCUCUUAAACAAGUGUGCCAGCUUGUUGAAUCUCUGAUUUGAAGUUGGUUGUGUUAAUUUUGUCUAGGGGACUUCUUUUUUCAUGCCCUGUUGUCCCCUCCUAAUGUGUAACCUAAUUCUGUUCAAAAAUUUUAGAGUUUGUUAAAAAAAUAUGUUUUAAAGAUGCUCUGAUGUGUAGUGAAUUGUGUAGUCCUUUUGUGUGGGGGACAAUUAGUGUGAUUUGACGUGAUUUGUUGACCUAUUGUACUUUGAAAGUGAGAAAUUAAAGUUUUUUUAAACUUGAA